AUGGACGCGGCGAAUCUGAAGCUCUCGGAGGGGCUCGUGUCGCCGUCGUACGUGCGACAGGGCGCGCAGUCGCUCGCGCAGCGGCACAACAUGGACCUGUCACUGAUGGACAGCAGCGGGUUCAAGGGGAAUGUGGGCAUGGGGGAGCGGGAGGCGCGGUGUGCAAGUGGGCUUGUAAGACGGAGGCACUACGGCAUGACUCAUGGCAUGGGGCGAUCAGGGAAUAUUACAGAUGAGCAGCCUAAGGCAGCGGGGUCAACACUGGCAUGCCGCCUCACCAAUCUACUUGUCAAGGAUGCUCUCUCACUCGCAGGCCUCAAAGACAUAUCAGCAGUGACGGUGUUGCCAGUGGCAACCGGCAUGGCCCUCACUCUCGCUCUCCUCGCUCUCAAAGCCAGCAGGCCCUCCGCACAGUACGUGCUAUGGUCGCGCAUCGACCAGAAGACAUGCCUCAAGUGCAUCGUCACUGCUGGCCUCACUCCCGUGGUGGUGCCCCUGCGUAAGGAGGGAGAUCAGCUGUGCACGGACCUUGCAGCCAUGGAAAGGGAAAUCGAUUCCCGAGGGGCCGAGAGCAUUCUCUGUGUCCUCUCCACCACCUCCUGCUUCGCCCCCAGGGCCCCUGACAGUGUUGAAUCCAUCGCUCGCCUCUGUGCUCGUUUCUCUGUCCCCCAUGUCAUCAACAACGCAUACGGCGUGCAGAGCGCUGCAAUCACUGCUGCCGUCACGCGCGCGUGGAGGAGGGGGCGGGUGGAUGCGGUGGUGCAGAGCACUGAUAAGAACUUUCUGGUUCCGGUUGGGGGGAGUGUUGUUGCUGCUGGUCCUGGCAAGUCAACGCUGGUCAACGCAGUCAACGCCUCGUACCCUGGCCGCGCGUCCAUAUCACCCAUCCUGGACGUCCUCAUCACCCUCCUCUCCCUGGGGGCGAGCGGCUGGCAGGCGCUGCUGCAGGAGCGAGAGCAGCUCAUGCCUUACCUGAGAGAGAAGAUGCGAGGGGUGGCUGAGAGGCAUGGAGAGUGGCUUCUGCAGUCACCAGACAACCCCAUUUCCCUGGCCAUCUCCCUCUCCUCCCUCGUCCCGGCUCACGCGCAUGCUGACGUGGCAUGCGCUGCUGCUGACUCAGCACCGCCAGCAGAGGCGUGGCACUGCAAGGAUUCGGAUCAUCUUGUGAUAGCUAUCAUGUGCCCUACCUCACAGCAGCUGCUGCAAUAG
Closterium sp. Yama58-4 is the source of this 1209-nucleotide messenger RNA. Lineage: Eukaryota; Viridiplantae; Streptophyta; Zygnematophyceae; Desmidiales; Closteriaceae. The record is from the annotation of a GenBank genome assembly.